Messenger RNA from Homo sapiens (human), 2767 nucleotides. RefSeq names its product tripartite motif containing 55 (gene TRIM55). NCBI's taxonomy places the organism in Eukaryota, Metazoa, Chordata, Mammalia, Primates, Hominidae. The transcript has 11 exons. Gene Ontology annotation, molecular function: ubiquitin protein ligase activity; zinc ion binding. Gene Ontology annotation, cellular component: nucleus; cytoplasm. The record is from RefSeq and is marked reviewed. Bases 141 to 1763 code for a protein of 540 amino acids.
AGGGCCUGAAACAAUGUCCUCCACCGAGAGAAACGUAAAGGACACUUGAUCACACAAUCCCUGGAAUAAUAUCCAGGAAACACUUGCUGGAGCCACUCGCAGCACCCUUCCCUGGCAGCACACUUGGGGACAGCGAGGAGAUGAGCGCAUCUCUGAAUUACAAAUCUUUUUCCAAAGAGCAGCAGACCAUGGAUAACUUAGAGAAGCAACUCAUCUGUCCCAUCUGCUUAGAGAUGUUCACGAAACCUGUGGUGAUUCUCCCUUGUCAGCACAACCUGUGUAGGAAAUGUGCCAGUGAUAUUUUCCAGGCCUCUAACCCGUAUUUGCCCACAAGAGGAGGUACCACCAUGGCAUCAGGGGGCCGAUUCCGCUGCCCAUCCUGUAGACAUGAAGUGGUUUUGGAUAGACAUGGGGUAUAUGGACUUCAGAGGAACCUGCUGGUGGAAAAUAUCAUUGACAUCUACAAGCAGGAGUCCACCAGGCCAGAAAAGAAAUCCGACCAGCCCAUGUGCGAGGAACAUGAAGAGGAGCGCAUCAACAUCUACUGUCUGAACUGCGAAGUACCCACCUGCUCUCUGUGCAAGGUGUUUGGUGCACACAAAGACUGCCAGGUGGCUCCCCUCACUCAUGUGUUCCAGAGACAGAAGUCUGAGCUCAGUGAUGGCAUCGCCAUCCUCGUGGGCAGCAACGAUCGAGUCCAGGGAGUGAUCAGCCAGCUGGAAGACACCUGCAAAACUAUCGAGGAAUGUUGCAGAAAACAGAAACAAGAGCUUUGUGAGAAGUUUGAUUACCUGUAUGGCAUUUUGGAGGAGAGGAAGAAUGAAAUGACCCAAGUCAUUACCCGAACCCAAGAGGAGAAACUGGAACAUGUCCGUGCUCUGAUCAAAAAGUAUUCUGAUCAUUUGGAGAACGUCUCAAAGUUGGUUGAGUCAGGAAUUCAGUUUAUGGAUGAGCCAGAAAUGGCAGUGUUUCUGCAGAAUGCCAAAACCCUGCUAAAAAAAAUCUCGGAAGCAUCAAAGGCAUUUCAGAUGGAGAAAAUAGAACAUGGCUAUGAGAACAUGAACCACUUCACAGUCAACCUCAAUAGAGAAGAAAAGAUAAUACGUGAAAUUGACUUUUACAGAGAAGAUGAAGAUGAAGAAGAAGAAGAAGGCGGAGAAGGAGAAAAAGAAGGAGAAGGAGAAGUGGGAGGAGAAGCAGUAGAAGUGGAAGAGGUAGAAAAUGUUCAAACAGAGUUUCCAGGAGAAGAUGAAAACCCAGAAAAAGCUUCAGAGCUCUCUCAGGUGGAGCUGCAGGCUGCCCCUGGGGCACUUCCAGUUUCCUCUCCAGAGCCACCUCCAGCCCUGCCACCUGCUGCGGAUGCCCCUGUGACACAGGGGGAGGUUGUACCCACUGGCUCUGAGCAGACCACAGAGUCUGAAACUCCAGUCCCUGCAGCAGCAGAAACUGCGGAUCCCUUGUUUUACCCUAGUUGGUAUAAAGGCCAAACCCGGAAAGCCACCACCAACCCACCUUGCACCCCAGGGAGCGAAGGUCUGGGGCAAAUAGGGCCUCCAGGUUCUGAGGAUUCGAAUGUACGGAAGGCAGAAGUGGCAGCAGCCGCAGCGAGUGAGAGGGCAGCUGUGAGUGGUAAGGAAACUAGUGCACCUGCAGCUACUUCUCAGGAGUUAGUAAUCUGCCUAGCGCUUUUGGCUUUUCUUAUUCUUCACUACAUCUGGAGUCAGAUUCAGUGCUUGAUUUUUACUUUAAUGGAUUGGAUUUGAGGCUCCUCCCCUCCAGGGACAGGCUGCAGCUCCAGCGAGUGGCAGUGGAGCUGAUUCUGAGCCAGCUCGCCAUAUCUUCUCCUUUUCCUGGUUGAACUCCCUAAAUGAAUGAUAUUCAUUCCAACUGCUGCCCCUCUGUCUGCCUGGCUGAGAUGCAUGUGGGCAGCAGGAAGCCCAAGUGAAAUUAAUAUUAUGCAGAUGAUGAAAGGGACCUCUGAACAGGAUUUCUGCAAAAAUAGCCCCAAACUGCAAUUCCAUAUGACUUAUCUAACAUCUUGGGGGGAAAGAAUAUUUUGAGAAAAUAGUUGCAGAAAGCACUGGAAAUAAUAAACUUGAUCUUAUACAAAUCUUCUAUUGUGUGGAAAAUGUUGUGAAGGGUGUGUAGGUGUGGUACAUGUGUAUGUCACUAACAAGUGGCAAAUGGUGAAAAAAGUGGUCACUAUGCUUUUGUCUCUCAUAGGCACUGACUUUUUGUUAUUAUAUUAUGGUAGCUUUCAUUUCCUUUACUCUUUAACAGUGCAGGUGGUCAGUGAAAAUCAGUGUCAACUCAGAAGUGACUGAUUUAUCAAUACAUGGACAAAAAGUAAAUCAUUGACCAAAGCUAUGAAAUGUUUCACAAAGUUUUCCUCUUUUGCAUAACAGAUGUCACUGGAUGUACAUUCAGAAAUGUUCUUUGAAUUUGGUGACACUUUCAUGGUCCAGAAAGCUGAAGGCCUGGGCAUCUCUUGUGACAUUUUUCUAAUAUUAGUUUUAGAUUUUCACGUAUUAGGCACUUUAGUUGAAUCUUCCAGCAAAAGCUGUCUACUUUCUCUUUUAUUCACUGUGGCACCAAUCUGGUAAAUUGUAGAACAAUUGCAUGUGUUUAAAUAUAUAUACAAACAUAUCACACAUUAAAUAUAUAUAUAUUUAAAUCAUGCUUUGUUAAUAUUUGUCCCACCAUAAUGCCUCCUUCAGAACAUAAGUGUAACUUUAUAUGAACUCUUAAAUAAAUGAUGUUUUUAAAA